Molecule: messenger RNA, 1359 nt
Organism: Aspergillus affinis
Lineage: Eukaryota; Fungi; Ascomycota; Eurotiomycetes; Eurotiales; Aspergillaceae
Exons: 4
Coding region: 1-1359 (452 amino acids)
Cellular component (GO): cytoplasm; ribonucleoprotein complex; nucleus
Molecular function (GO): mRNA binding
Source: RefSeq, a predicted model, not a curated record
AUGCCCGCUCCUCAAAAAACACGAAUGACCAAGACCCGCGGGUCAGAAGAGGAGUUUGUUCUCUUCCUCCAGGGGAUUCCAGCCCACUGUCGUUGGCAAGAGCUUAAGGAUAUGGUGCGGCAGACUGCGCUACAUAUCCGACAAGCGGUGGUAUACGACGACAAUCAUGGAUUUCCUACCGGACUGGGCCAAAUCAUCGUGAAGAAUGAAGAUGAAGCGUGGCGGACCUACCACAGAUUAUCCACCAACGGCUGGGAGGGACAGAGUCUGGUGGUCACGUUGGCUCGCACCAGUUCACCCACUCGUCCAAUUGCUGGGCCGACCAAGAGUCCAACCUGCGUGAUUCCCCCCAAUUAUGUGGCUGGUUACUCGACUCCCCCGCGAGUCACCCAGAACCUGGCCGUGCCACCGUCUCCCAUGACCCCAGAGCCGGUGAUGUCUACCAGCCCGACGUACCAAAGCCCCGAGUACGGAGCGCAGAUGAUGAGCCCCAUGGGGAUGCCUCCUCAACCGUUCCUGCCCAUCUUCGCAGAUCCUCUAUCCCAACCAAUCCCCGGAAUUCCACCCUCUCCAGCCCUCCGGUCGUUCUGUGACCCCAAUCUUGCCUUCGCCAUUCUCCCGCCCUACGCGCUCUCCCCAAUGCCUCACCCUCUUCACGAAGCCUCUAUCAAUGCCAUGCGCAUGAACAACGGCUCCGCCAACAAGCCCAUGUACAGCCACGCGAUGCCCACUCGGAACAUCAACCUCAACCCCAACUCGCCUAUCUUCCCCGCGCCGUGUCGAACGGCACCAGGGUCCGGUCCUCCAACUCAGCCCACCUUUCGCAAAACCGUCUUCAUCCAAAAUCUCAGCACCACGACCACCAAGGCAGAUCUGGAGACCUUCCUCCAGGGCCCUAACACCAACAAUAGCAUCGAGCAGAGCGAGCUACCCGUAGACGCCGAGACGGGCCGCUGCAAGGGCUUUGCGCGGGUGACAUUCUAUCACGCCGACGAGGCCAAGCGCGCCGUCGCCCGAUACAACAAUGCCAUCUUCAUGGGGGCCAAGAUCCGCGUGAAGAUCGGCCGCAGCAUCCAUGGCGCGUAUAGUUUGGCCUCCCAGAACCCUCCGCCACCGACACAUCCGCGGCCCACUCACGGACUCGAAAUCCCUACCAUUCCUUCCAACACUCCUGACACCACCGCACGCCAUGCCGUCGCACCGGAGACCCCUGCAGAAAACAAGAGGAGGGUUUCUCCAGUCAUUCCCCAGACUGCCCCUAACUCUGGAGCGCGAAAGGAAUCCUUGCCCAAGGCAGACCGAUGCCAACCAUUGGUUGUGAACGGGUCAGGGAUCGGAAGGAGAGCAGUAGCCACUUGA